This is a messenger RNA of Acinonyx jubatus (cheetah), 3556 nucleotides long. Its product is annotated as tenascin-R-like. The record is from RefSeq and is a predicted model, not a curated record. The coding region runs from base 353 to 3556 and encodes 1067 amino acids. The transcript is spliced from 18 exons. Gene Ontology annotation, molecular function: protein binding. NCBI's taxonomy places the organism in Eukaryota, Metazoa, Chordata, Mammalia, Carnivora, Felidae.
CUGUGUCCAUUCAGGGCUGUUCACAACCUGGUCGGCUUCUGUUUCUUUUUCAUGAGGCCCAUGUUUCCCCGUCGCGUCCUCCUUCACCGCCUCUCCUUCCCUCCCUUCUUCCAGGCAGAGUGGAAUUCUCUCCUCCACGCGCCAAUGUAGCGGGACUCGCCUCCCACAUCUCUGGCUUCCCGCCGCUCACCGUUUCCAUGGAGACCUCUUAAUUAACUGAACCUAGGGACGGGGCACGCGGGCUGAACGAAACCCGCGGGAGCAGCGAGCCGCCGCGGCUGGAAGAGCGUGAGCAGAGCGAGGGCUCGCUGAGCGAGAGCCGGGCGGAGGAAGCUGGGAGCGCCGCCGCCAGAUGGAGAAAUCGAUUAUUCUAUUGCUCUGGUUACAAUAUGUUGUUAAGAUCGUUUGUUUCUGUUAUAUGCCAAUGAAUAAUCGAACAACAACAGUUUUUAUUGAAUGGGAUGAAUUUCCUAAGGGAGGAAGUCCUGAAUUUUAUUUUUUAAAAUAUCAACUUGUUAAUAAUUUUGCUGAAAAAAAUGUCAAAAGCGUUCCUGCAGACCUGCAAAAACUUUCAAAGUCAGUAAUACUAGAGGAAAAUGAAGACUAUCACAUCAUUCUACAGUCUAUAAAACAUGGACAAAUUUUAAGUGAAAAGUCAUUUGAAACCCGUGGUUUCUCAACUAGCAAUAUUAAAACAAAAGCAACAAGCACGAGUGUUUCCUUUAACUGGAGUGUGCUGUCUUCCAGUGACAUUUUAGUGUCAAUAUCUCUCAGUAAUUCUACACAAAUUAUGGAAAAUAAUAUUACAGCUUAUGAGUGGGCUAAUUUAAAACCUGCAACCUUAUAUGCUUUUAAAUUUGAAUUUAAACAAUUGCAUUUGGAUUUUAUAAAUGUAUUUCAGAGACUGGAUGUUCAAGUAGAAACAGGUUCAUGUUCACGAGGAUGGGUAGCAUUAAAAAAUAGCUGUUAUAAAAUUAGCAAAGAGAGUAUGCCGUGGGAUAUAGCUGAGCAACAUUGUAAGUUAUCCUUAAGUUCUGCACACCUUGUGGAUAUAAAAAAUGAAGAGGAAAAAAACUUUAUAUUUUCACUCCUCAGGUCGAAGAAUCAAAUAAUAAUAUGGACUGGUCUUAAUGAUUUGAAGAAAGAAGGUCAUCUCACAUGGCUAGAUGGAUCAUCUUUUGGCCUUAAGAAAAAUGAAAUCUUUUCUUUUCCACUGCUACCCAAGAAUGAAACAGAUUGCUACAUUUUACAGCAAAAUGCAACUGGAUCAAACUAUUUCUUUACAAGAUUUUUCUGUUAUGUUCCACUGCCAUAUAUUUGCAAAUACGAGUCACUUUCUCUGCAGGAAAACCUUUCAAUCUAUAUAAAGGAUAUCGGAACAACUGAAGUUGUAUUUGGUUGGCAUAAUUCGAAUGGUUGGAAUAAUUUGGAUAAGUGGCUAAAACUGGGAUAUAAAAUUAUUAUUAAAUAUUAUUUAGAUUAUACAGAAGAACAACAUUUUGACAGCAUAUCCCCAAAUGCUACAGAAAAAACAAUUACCCAGUUGUGUCCUGGCCAUGUUUACAGAUUUUUACUCUUUGCAAUAAAUGAAUGGGAGGCAAAAACUAUGUUAACUUCAAUAUUUGUUGUUGAAACACGCCCAUUAUCAGCUCAAAAUGUCACAGUUAUUCAUGUGACUCCAACAGAAAUAUUUUUACACUGGAAUCCCCCAGAUCUUGUAUCUUUUCACCAUUAUCUUGUGACGAUUUUGGAUGUUGAAAACAAUAAAUCCGAAGAGGUGUUUGUUGAAAAACUCAACACAUCAAUGAGAAUUGGAGAUCUCAAACCUUUCCAUCAGUAUCUGAUAUAUCUAUUCAGUGUAGCAGAAAGAGGAACUCUAAGCUGCUCUGAGAGACCUAUUUCAGCUGUGACAGGUAUUAGUCCUCCUCAGAAAGUUCAUGCUAAACCUGAAGAUGUGGGAGAGGACAGUAUAAUUCUUCACUGGGAACUCCCACAAGAUGGCCAUGAGGUCUACAUUCAAAUCAAACCCAUAUCAGAUGCAAGAGAAGUCAGGAAGCUUUUUGUAAAAGAUGCUAAUAGAUUCAAGAUUGAUAAUUUAACCCCUGGAAUGACAUAUGACAUUGGAAUGGCAACAACGAUGAAUGGGAACUUGAGUGAGCUGGUAACUAUUCAACAAACUCUAAAGCCCAAACCAGUCCAAAUUGUCAUCCCAUAUGAAAGUCAUAGUACCUCUGUAAUCUUAUUUGUUCAAAUGCCUGAUACUGGAGUGUUUGAUGGCAUACAUAUUGUAAUUGAAGGAGGACCAAAUGUUACCAGGCCUUUGAAACAUGACAAUAAAGUAACUGUUGGCAAUUUAACGCCAGGCACAGAAUAUAAUUUCUUUGUUUCCAUCAUCAGUGGUACUAAACUAAGUAAUAUGUACUAUGUGCCUGCAGUAAAAACAUGUCUGGAAGCACCAUCAAAUAUCCAUGAGGGCAAAGUAACAGACUCUUCCAUAGAAAUUCUCUGGAAUCGAGCUGAUGGGAAUUUUCAGCAUUAUGAAAUCACAUGCAUGAACUGUACUGCUGCUUUCAUGGUCCAGAAGGUAGUUCAAGAAGCAGCAACAUUCUCUAACCUGGAUCCUGCGACAGUGUAUACUUUUUCAAUUUGCACUGAAAAAGAAGGUUUUAAAGACAGUGCUCCUAACGUAAAAGAAAUACAGACAGCCCCAAGUGCAGUUGAAUUUAUGAACCAUAGUAGAAACUCCAAUGCAAUAACUGUUAGCUGGCCUACAGCUAGAAGUCUUCUGGACGGAUACAUUAUUUCAAUAUCCAGCGGAAUCUUAAUGAAAGAGGAAACCCUGCCUUCCACAAAAAGGGCAUUCACAUUUAAUAGCCUUUCUUCAGGGACUGACUUUUUAAUUAGUGUUAUAACUACCAAGGGACUGAAAAGAAGCCAUCCCACUGUCCUCAUGGUUAGCACUUAUCCAGACCCACCAUCUGAUUUGCUGAUUUUGGGGCAGGAAGAGAACACAAUAUAUUUGUCUUGGAAACUUCCACAAGGAGGCUUUGAAAAGUUUCAGAUAUCCUAUCGUAUGACUUCUAGAAAGGAAAAGAUAUUUAAAAUAAUUGUUUAUGGCAACAAAGCCAAAGUAAAGAAUUUGACUCCAGGUGUGGACUACAUGUUCGAGGUAAAGACAGUUAAAGGCAGAGAUUACAGUGUAUCUGUAAUGGAGAAAGUGGCUACAAAACCAUCUAGGAUAUGUGGCUUAACAUUAAAAGCCGUGAAUACUACUUCUGCACAUUUAAUGUGGAAUCCAACAGAGACCAACUUCACUCAUUACAAGAUUUAUAUAUCAAACAGAACAUUUGCAGAAGAAUAUCUUAUUUGGGGAGUUAUUACAGAGCACACAGUUACAGAUCUGUCUCCUGGUGGAAUAUAUAACAUCACGGUACAUAGAGUGAGAGACAAUGUUGAAGGAUCUGGCACAUUUAUCAGAGUUGUUGCAGGUAUACAAAUUCUUUUUGAUAUUAAAAAAAAUUCACAUUUGUGUUGCAUAUUACACUGUUCAAGAUAA